Molecule: messenger RNA, 915 nt
Organism: Medicago truncatula (barrel medic)
Lineage: Eukaryota; Viridiplantae; Streptophyta; Magnoliopsida; Fabales; Fabaceae
Product: endoglucanase 17
Exons: 6
Coding region: 1-915 (304 amino acids)
Biological process (GO): carbohydrate metabolic process
Molecular function (GO): hydrolase activity, hydrolyzing O-glycosyl compounds
Source: RefSeq, a predicted model, not a curated record
AUGGUGGUAACACCAUAUUUGAGUGGUCUCAACAACAUAACAGAAUGGAAAAUACUCAAAAACACUAUAUUGAUUGCUUUGAAAAUAUGUCGGGAUGAGUUGUUGUGGGGUGCUGCUUGGCUUCACAAGGCCACUAAGAACCUAAUGUACUUAAACUACAUUAAGGUUAAUGGACAGAUACAUGGGGCUGAUGUGACUGAUAAUACCUUUGGAUGGGAUAACAAACAUGCUGGAGCAAGGAUACUCCUUUCUAAGGAAUUUCUAGUUCAGAAAGUGGAAUCCCUUUAUGCUACAAGGGUCAUGCAGACAAUUUUAUAUGUUCUGCUAUCCCUGGAGACUCUCUCUUCCUCCCAAUAUACACCAGGUGGGCUUUUUGUUAUGAAUGAUAGUAACAUGCAAUAUGUCACGUCCACAUCCUUUCUACUCUUAACUUAUGCAAAAUACUUAACUACUUCACAUACUGUUGUGAACUGUGGUGGAACCAUCAUAACUCCAAAGAGCCUAAAAACUAUAGCCAAACAACAGGUUGAUUACUUGUUGGGAGACAACCCAUUGAAGAUGUCAUACAUGGUGGGGUUUGGUACAAGGUACCCACAAAGGAUACACCAUAGGGGAUCAUCACUUCCAUCUAUUGCUGUUCACCCUGGCAAGAUCCAAUGUUCAGAAGGAUUCAGUGUAAUGGACUCACAAUCCCCUAACCCCAACAUUCUAGUGGGUACAGUUGUUGGGGGACCUGAUUUGCAUGAUAGCUUUCCAGAUGAACGUUCAGAUUAUGAGCAAUCAGAGCCAGCUACUUACAUCAAUGCACCUCUUGUAGGAGCAUUGGCUUAUCUUGCACAUUCAUUUGGACAACUCCAAAGAGCACUUCUACAGCACGUUUUGUGCAUCUCUUGUUUUAAUUAUUCGUCACUUUAA